AAUGAUAAUCAGCUAGAUGAAAUAGAUGGGUUUUCAUUUAAUAAUAGUAAAAAUAUUGAACCAGAAAUAGAAAACAAUAUAAUAGAUGAAAUAACAAAUAGGUUAGAAUUUAGUUAUAGUGAAGAAAUAAAUAAUGAAGAUAAUAAAAUGAACUAUGAAAUAGAUAAAGAUGUUGAAGUAGAUAAAAUAGAAGAAACAAACAGACUAAAAAUUAGUUAUAGUAAAGAAAUAAACAAUAAAACUAAUGAAAUAGAUGAAGCAAAUAAUGAUGAUAUUAAGAUAGAUGAAAUAAAUAAUAAAGAUGCUAUAGAUGAGAUAGGUGAACCAGAGGUUAAGUUACCAUUAGUUUUUAAGUCCCUUAAUGUUGAGUCAGCAAAUAGUGAGGAUAUGCCAAAUUUUCCAAGUAAAGAAUUCACAUAUAAUAAUAUUAUUUUACUUACCUCAAUACAACAAGGGAAACAGUGUUUAGACAAAAUUAUGGUGCAACAUAUUUCUUUUAAGAAAGUACCUAUAGUAGAAUAUGAAG
Cetraspora pellucida is the source of this 526-nucleotide messenger RNA. The record is from the annotation of a GenBank genome assembly. NCBI's taxonomy places the organism in Eukaryota, Fungi, Glomeromycota, Glomeromycetes, Diversisporales, Gigasporaceae.